Molecule: messenger RNA, 240 nt
Organism: Penicillium hordei
Lineage: Eukaryota; Fungi; Ascomycota; Eurotiomycetes; Eurotiales; Aspergillaceae
Exons: 3
Coding region: 1-240 (79 amino acids)
Source: RefSeq, a predicted model, not a curated record
AUGCCACUCGUUGUUCCAGGAAUCAACUCCUCAUUCGGCGACAAGUCCGAGUGGGUCAACAAGCUGAUGGGCAAGAAGAUUAGCGACACUAGUAAUGAGACAUCCUUCGCAAAGAAAGAUCUCCCUGAAACUCACCGGGUAUUGAAGCCAGGUGACAUGAAGACAAUGGACCAUAACCCGAACAGACUGAAUAUCCAUGUUAAUGAGGAUGGGGUUGUCCAUGACGUGAACUCCGGUUAG